Molecule: messenger RNA, 1861 nt
Organism: Hansenula anomala
Lineage: Eukaryota; Fungi; Ascomycota; Saccharomycetes; Phaffomycetales; Wickerhamomycetaceae
Product: DEAD/DEAH box helicase family protein
Exons: 2
Coding region: 1-1779 (592 amino acids)
Biological process (GO): nuclear-transcribed mRNA catabolic process, nonsense-mediated decay
Cellular component (GO): cytoplasm
Molecular function (GO): RNA helicase activity
Source: RefSeq, a predicted model, not a curated record
AUGAAGCAUGUUCCUAAAAGAUUGAGAGCAGUUGGUAAAGGUCCCUUUUCUAGAGGUCAAGCAGUUUUUGUUACAGUCCCGAAUGAUAAACAGGCUAUUUGGUCAUGCUUACUUACGAAUAUAGAUAUUGACAAAAACUCUAUACCCCAAAGAAUUUAUAUUACUGGGAGAUGCUUUAAUUGGUAUAGUUCAGUUGUCAAAAGUGGGUUAUAUCGUAAAUCUGUCUUGAAUAUUUUACCUUGCUCCGUUCCAGUGUCUCGUGUUUUAACAAGUUUGGAACAAGUUGGCAAAACAAGUUUUGUGGACUUGAUUUUAGGUCAAAAGCACAUUGAACAGAAAUUUUCAAAUUCAGUCACUUUGAAACAUCCUUUAACUGCCCAGCUAAAUCAUUCUCAAAAAUCUGCAAUUAGUUACGUUUUGAAUAACACAGUCUCGGUUUUAAGAGGACCACCUGGAACUGGGAAAACUUCAACCAUUCACCAGUUGAUCUUACAAUAUGCUAAAGAGUUUUCCAGGUUCUCAAUAUUGGUUGUUGCUGCUUCAAAUGUUGCCAUCGAUAACAUCGCAGAAAAAUUCCUAACCAUUCAAGAGUUCAAACCAUUGAGAAUUGUAUCUCAAAUGAAGGAAAGUGAAUACAAAGAAGAUCAUAAUUUAUUUCCUAUCUGUUUACAUUCACAGACCUAUGGUAAAUUAAAGAAACACAAUAAGGUUGUUUAUGAUGACUACAUGAACGGGAAAGUUGUCUCUGAAGAGGAUUAUAAAAGUUUGAUGAGACAGUGGUUUUCAAUUGCUGAACCUAUAGUUGAAGCUUCCCGGAUCAUCUUCACCACAACUAGUGGAGCUGGUUCAGGUCUACUUUCUGGAGAUAGAGCACCGAGGGUACCAAUCGUGAUAAUGGAUGAAAGUACACAGUCCUCUGAAGUAUUUAGUCUUAUUCCACUAACUUUGAAAGGUGUUUCUAAAUUUGUUUUUGUUGGUGAUGAAAAACAGUUGAGUGCGUUUUCUGAUAUUCCAUUCUUGGCUCAAUCUUUAUUUGAAAGAAUUUUGAGAAAUGGAACUUAUCAGCAUCCUCAUAUAUUGGAUACUCAAUAUAGAAUGCACCCAAAUAUCUUAUCGUUUUCAAUUAAGCAUUUUUAUAACGGAAAAUUAUCAGAUGGUAUCACUUCAAAAGAUCGUGUAAUUGACAAGUGGAUUACUGCGCUAACAUUCUUGGAUACAGGUACUAGAAUGGGGAGAGAAAAUGCUGUCGCAAGUGAUGUUAAAGGGACCACUUCAUAUGAAAACCUUCAAGAGGUAGAUGUUGUACUCGAUGUUAUUAUCAAGUUGUUGAGAUUACCAAAUAUAAGUCAUAAUGAUAUAGGUGUCAUUACACCUUACGCUGCUCAAAGAGAUGCUUUAUCAAAUGCCAUACAAAGAAAUGGAAUUAUUAAUCCAGAAGGUUUAGAAAUCAAAGAACAAGAUGAUAUAGAGAAUAUUUUUGAAAGGAACACUCCAACGGUCAAAAUAAUCAAUGGAUUAAUGGUGAGUUCGAUUGAUGCUUUCCAAGGUCGUGAAAAGAAAAUUAUUAUAUUCUCGUGCGUUCGUUCCAAUAAUCUUAAUAGGAUUGGGUUCUUAAAAGAUCCAAGACGUUUAAAUGUCGCUUUAACAAGGGCUCAAUAUGCUUUAAUCAUGGUUGGUGAUAAAACUUGUUUAAGAAAAGGAAAUGAUCUAUGGGCAGAGCUAAUACAGCAUUUUGAACGUAACGGGAGAAUGAUUGCUCCACACUCGUUUAUAAUUUAGCUUGAAUUGAAUAUGUUUUUAGAAUGAUGCCUAUAGUAGCUAAAUUUUCGCGACAAGAAGAACGCUGUCAAAUUUCAACGGG